CCCCCAUGCAGUUGAACCCGAUGCAGUGGGAUCCGGUUCCCGGUUCCCGACGCUGCUGCUGUUGGCGGCGUCGCUCUCCGGGACCCGGCUCUGAGGACCGGGACUGUCGGAGCCGCGGAGCAGCAGAAGCAGCAGCACCACCACCACCGCACGCAGCUGCCGGCGCCUCCGCUUAACCCAGCGACAGAUUGCUUUGUGUUUUGUUUUAAUACUAGCGAGAGAUCUAGAGACGAUAGAGAGAGAGAGCUUCGGGCGGGCGUGCGUGAGAGGAGAGUUGAAAGGCGAGCGCGUGAGAAGAGCGAGCGGAGAGGCGGUCGGGGCACGAAUCUCGCGGCUUCGGCCUAAGGCGCCGGGCUGUGUGAUGCAGCGCGGAGUGGGGGCGCCCCGGUCUCUCUUGCUCCGCCUGCCCAAGUCACGGUGGCCUUCGUCAGUGGAGUCAUUGUUAGCGUAGAUAUAUUUUUUUUGAGGGGGGGGUGGGGGGUAAGUGUGUUGUUGUUGUUGCUCGCGUGUUAGCAGUGUCGUAGAGAUCAGCUAGAGCGGCUGUCGCUGACAUCGUAGAAGCGGCCAAGGCGGCGGCGGCGGCUGCUGCGCCUCCUCCUCCUCCUGCCCGGGCCAUGGACGCGGAGGUGUUCACUGCGGAUACCGUGGAGAAGGCACUGCACCAGCUCUACUAUGACCCGGCGAUCGAGCACAAGAACGCGGCGCAGAAGUGGCUGAUGCAGGCACAGGUAUCGCCCGACGCAUGGCACUUCAGCUGGGUGCUCCUGGGGUCUGAGAAGGCGCCGGAGAUUCAGUACUUCGGAGCGAGCGCCCUGCACACAAAAAUAUCGCGCUACUGGGCGGACAUCCCAUCGGAGCAGUACGAGGCACUCAAGUCUCAGUUGAGCACGCGCAUCGCUCAGUUUGCCGACGGGCCCAAGAUGGUGCUGACGCGGCUGUGCGUGGCACUCGCGUCGCUUGCCCUCAACACCCUGCCCGACGCUUGGCCCACGGCGGUGAGCGACAUGACGCAGGCGUUCCCCCCGGGCCCGGCCCUGCUCGAGCUGCUCACCGUGCUUCCCGAGGAGCUGCAGACGAGUCGCCUCGCCCAGCACAGGAAAGGCGUAGUGCGAGGCGUGCUGGCGCGCGAAGCUCCCGCCUGCGUCUUCCCGCUGCUUCUGCGGCUGCUGGAGCAGGGUGGCGGCGGCGGCGGCGGCGCGGGCGACGGCGCGGCCUCGGCAGGCGCCACAACGCUCGGCCAGAAGGUGCUGCGCUGCUUCGCCAGCUGGGUACAGCUGGACGUGCCGCUCACCGAGUGCGAGGGCCUCGUGCACUCGACGUUCCGCGCGCUCAGAGACGCCGAGCUGUUCGACACGGCCGUCGAUGCGCUGGUGCAGGCCAUCUCGCAGCCCGACGCACAGAGGUACGUGAACACGCUGCUCAAGCUCAUCCCUCAGGUGCUGCAGCUGCAGGAGCAGCUGACGCAGGCGGUGCAGAAUGGCGACACGGAAACCACGCACGGGAUCUGCCGCGUGGUCGUGGCCCUCGGCGAGAACCACGCCAGAACUCUGCUAGAGCAAACGGAUCACUGGCAGAGCUUCCUGGCCCUGGUCAACAUGGUGAUGUACUGCACGGGCAUCCCGGGCCACUACCCUGUGGACGAGACCACGAGCUGCCUAACCCUGACGUUCUGGUACACGCUGCAGGAUGACAUCACGUCGCUGGGCGGUGAGAAGCAGGCCAUGUACCUCCAGAUGUACCGGCCCGUGUACUUUCAGCUGGUAGACGUGCUGCUUUACAAGGCACAGUUCCCCACGGACGCCGAGUACGCGUCGUGGUCAGCGGACGAGAAGGAGCAGUUCCGCAUCUACAGGGUGGACAUCUCGGACACGCUGAUGUAUGUGUACGAGAUGCUGGGCCCUGAGCUGCUCAGCAACCUGUACGAUAAGCUGGGACGCCUCCUCACGGCCACCGGACAGCCCCCGCAGUGGCAGCAAACGGAAGCCUUCCUCUACGGGUUCCAGUCCAUCGCGGAGACUCUGGACGUCAACGACUCGGACGUUAUCCCGGGACUCAUCGGCCUCAUCCCGCGCAUCACCGUGGGCAAUGUGCAGCUGGCUGACACCAUCAUGUUCACAAUCGGUGCACUGGCGGAGUGGCUCGCCGACCACCCCGUGAUGCUGACUGGGGUGCUGCCCCUCGUGCUGCAAGCGCUGGCCAACCCGGAGCUGUCCAUCUCCAGCGUCUCCACGCUCAAGAAGCUGUGUCGCGAGUGCAAGCACGACCUGGGCCCCUACGCGCCCAGCAUCAUGGCCAUGUCGCAGGAGGUGCUCGUGAAGCAGAUUCACAAGAGCAGCCAAUGCAUGUGGCUAAUGCAGGCCCUGGGGCUGAUGCUGUCCCCACUGCCCGUCGCCGAGAUCCUGGGGCACCUGCAGUCGCUGCUCACCCCGCACAUCCAGCAGCUGGAGAGCCUGGCCGAGCAACCGCCAAACCCAUCCAGUAAGCUAGCAAUCAUACAUAUUUUGGGUCUCUUGUCCAAUUUGUUUACCACCUUGGAUAUCAGUCGCCUUGACUCCGAGCGCGACGGGACCGAGGCCAAGCGUAAGCCGGCCGGUGAUGGACCCAAUCCAGUGGUCGUAGUGCUCCAGCAGGUGUUCCAGCUGGUGCAGAAGCUCCUCGCGAAGUGGAUCAAUGACAGCCACGUGGUGGAGGCCGUGUGCACGGUGUUCAUCAAGUCGGUGAAGACGCUGCUCGACGACUUUGGACCCAUGAUCCCCCAGCUGUCGGAGAUGCUGGGCCAGAUGUACAGCACCGUCCCUCAGGCCUCCGCGCUGGAGCUCACGCGAGAGCUGGUGCUCAUCUUCUGCAAGGACAUUGUCUACUACCCAACUGUGAAGGCUCUGUUCCUGCACAUGGCUGCCUGCACUCUCACGAUAUUCCACAGAGGUCCCCGGGAUCAUCCGGAUAUCGUGGACUCCUUCAUGCAGCUUCUUUCGCAGGCCCUAAGGAAAAAACCAGAUGUGGUGGUUGCAGACAACUGCGACAUCAAAGCACUGUUCCAGUGUGGUCUCAUUUCCCUCAAGUUCCCCGAGGGUCCCACUGUGAAAUCGGCCUGUGGAUUUUUUACGGAGCUGCUGCCGCACUGCGCCACCGUGUCGGCCAUCGGGCAGGUGGUGCACGAGAACGGGCGCCUCCUGCUUCAGACGGUGCUGGAGGCGAUUGGCGGCCAGGCUCCCCGUAACCUCAUGGACAACUUUGCGGAGGUGCUGUUCUGUGUGAACAAGCACUGCUUCGCGUACCUGCCCCUGUGGCUCAAGGAAGCCAUGGCGCGACCCGACUUCCCAUCCUCGCGUGUCACGCAUGAGCAGAAGGACAUCUUUGGGCAGCAGAUUCUAAGGGAGAGAGUGAACAAAAGGAAAGUGAAGGAGAUGGUGAAGGAGUUCACUCUCCUGUGCCGGGGCCUGCAUGGCACGGAGUACGCGGCAGAGUACUGAAGCGUCGGGGGCGGUGCUUCCGGGGCGUAUGCCUGCACCACGCCGCCAUCGCCAACGGACGUCCUUAACUCAAACCAUGGGCAUUUGCCUCUUCCCAGCGUUCCUGCCCCCCAUAUUGUACAGUUGCACACUUGCACACCUCCCGCCAUUCGUUUUUUUCUAUAACGUGCUUUUAUUUGAGCCUCUUUCAGCAGUUCCGCUUCGCAAGGCGCCUGUAAAACGUGUUUUGUAAAUGUAAACCGAUUUUGAAAAAUUUGAAAACACACGGCAAUUUUUGUGUACAUUUUUGGGGACAUACUGUAAAAGUUGCACGCUAGCAAGAGACAGUCCUGUUUACCUUUGUCAUUGUAUUCGAUCGCUAAGCCCCAACAAACAGGGUAUAUUUAUGGAAAAUUGUGUCUGGCAGGUUAAUUGUAGCAACAAAUAAGUUCAAGAUUGCACAAUAAUACGGUCAGUCUGGCAUCAACUACAGAGAGGAUGCGUCUUGGUAUAUUCGGCUGUGCUACUUAUAAAAUACGGUAUCUCUUCAUUGAUGCUUCAGUGGGCUGUGUCUGUCAAAUGCUGUGUACAAUACUGAGCACUCAAAUGGCAUUUAUCGACAUUUCAGCUGCUGUCUGGGAGAGUGGUGUCAAGCGUUUUAGUAAACCCCGUAGACAAUCGUCUGCCCACACACUAUGCUGCUUUUACUACAAAGACGCAGCUGCUAAUGGGUGCAGUUUGUGGCAUCCUGCACACACGUGUGCGUUCACUACCCGGCUCUGGCUCCCUGUUGUAGGAACAGGAACAAAACCGCCCUCACACUUUAUCCUCAUUUGCCACGUUUCUAAGUAAAUGCAAACAGUGCAAGAUUAAAAAUACAAUUUUUAUUGAAAUUCUCCCAGUGUAAGUGGUUGUUACUUAUCAAACAUGGCAGCAACAGCAGCCAUGGACUAUCCACUGCUGGUUAAAGGCCUCUGUUUUUCGGCAUCACUCGCGUUCUCACAAUGCAACAAACCAUCUGGGUCCUGCACACGAGCUGAUGUCACUGUUCCGUCUCUGCAACGGUCUUCCUCUCGAGUAUGUUCGCUCCUUUGGCUACCAGUCCCUCCUCAGUCUCAAACAUCAGGCAUAAUCCCUCCUAUCGAUGCCCUGCCAAGCCCACUUUUUUAAAGAGUUGGUGUGAUGUCUAUAACUUGCAUAUAUUCUCUAAUCAGUAUGCUCCUUUUCUUAAAUAUAACUCCAAGCAUGCCCCUCUCGACGCUACUUUGCACAAUUUUUAAGCCUUUUCAUUGUCAGUGUCUGUUUUCUAUCCAUGUGUCAUGGCAGGUAAUAUGCAAGAUGGUUAACAGAAAAUCGAAGUCAGCAGCAGAAUAUAGAUUUAACUUUGAGCAACAGAUCCAAAAUUCCGCCCAGAAAUUGUCUGACAUCAUUUCAAGACUGAAAAUGUGAAUUAUCUUAGGUUUGGUGAUACUAUAUUUUUUAAAAACAAAAAGUUAAUGGAUAUUAAUUUGCAGGAAAGUAUUAAAGAAUGUAAGAAUGCAACGUUCAGCUGAUGAAUUUAAGUGAGACAUUAUAUUCACGUAGAGUAAAAUUGCUGAGCAAUUAUUAUUUGGAGGGACACAUGGAAAAAAACCCCAUCAGAGUACAGUAUGUGUACCCUUCGAAAUAAUUGAUGGUAGACUGAUCAAAAUUUUUAAAGGUACAAAGUUUGAGUCAUUUAUUUUACCUGAACUUGAUUUUUCGCAAUACCACUUUGCCCAAGAAAGUUUUCAAUCGGUGCACGUUACUUGCUAUGAUAUGGUACUGUUUUAUCAUAAUAUACACCGUAUAUAUAAAGUAGGCUGCAAAAUACACAUUUCUUGUGUGCAGAUUUAUUAACGGUUGGUUCGUGCAGGAGGAUGCCAUACUAAGUGAGCACCUUUCCGUUGUAAACAACUUCUCGAUGCUGCCAAACUAGAUAAUUGACGUUUUAAUGCUCUUUUGCGUUAUAGUUUAUGUUACAAAGGAGAGGCACUAUUUAUGAAUGUCCUUUAAAGGGUUCCUACAUUUUACUUGUCCGGAAAUAUUUUUUUUCUUUAUGACGUUCGUCAGCACGUUUCAAUUCCAAUGGAACCGGAGCGUGUAUGACGGCCGCCUAUAAACUCCGGGCUUAACGCAAGUGACUGUGGCCCAGAGUUUGUGUAAAUCCAGUGCUGGCACACCCACGCGAAUAGUUUGAUCAAAUAAAGUGACGUUGAAACAUUUCGACGAUGAUUAUCUCGGAAAUAAAACUGCUUUCUAAUAGGAUGUAGGAUUCAGCUAAUGGGGUAUUUGAAUCCUGGAUAAAAAUGGGCGGCAGGAUGCACCAUGGCACAACUCGUGCCUCACCGCAAAAAGGAACGGGCUGGGUUCGACUCCCGACUCGGGUACCUUUCAGUGUGGAGUCUGUUUUUCUCCCUUUUCUCCCCCGUUCUUUAUGGGUUUCGUGUUCUCCGGUUUCAUCCCAUAGUUAAAAAAAACAUACAAUGUAACGUAUUGGCCGAACAUCCCAAAUGUUGAAAAAUUACCUGCAAAUUAUUAAAAUUAGGAGUACACGUAACAACGUUGCCCCGCCUACUAUUAAAAUUUGGCAGGACCCUGCUAAAAAAAAGUCUUCAGAUUCAGUGAGGCUUUACUUGGGUAAAAAAGCAAGCGAAGCAAAAAUCAUGUGAGAGCUCAAUGAUACUCAAAAUUACUUUUUUUUAAAGGGAGAUGUGGGUCAUGUAUUGUUUUGGGAUCAUAGCCUAUUUAAAGUGGAGGUAUAUGUCCAAAUUCACAGAAGUCAUCUACCAACCCGGGAAAUAUAAUGCAAAGAAUGCCUAACGAUAGCGAAAGAGUGGAAAUAUUACACGUAUAUGAAAAUAUAAUGUAUUGUGGGAAGACUUACAGAAUUUCCUAGGACAGCUACCUCGAAAAAUAGGACGAUCUUGGGCAAAAACCAGGAUAAAGUAGCAACCCUAAUACCAACACUUUGCAAGUGCAGAGGUCAGACUAGCGCGGGUGUUUUUUUUUGUCGGAUCGUUGAAGCGUUUAACCUGCAGAAGCAAAGCGAUCGUGAAGCCGGCUUCGGAGGCUGACUUGACUUGAUGUUUGCCCCCCCCACCCCCCCUUUCUUGAAGAGCUGGCUGGAAAGGGGCCACCUCUUUGAUGGCCACGUGGUUUUAUGUAUAUCGCAGAGCACUGAUGAUGUGCGUGUAUUUAUUGAAGUCUACAGAAUAAAGGCUGAAGUGGUGGUUUGCCCCCCCCCC
Molecule: messenger RNA, 6718 nt
Organism: Petromyzon marinus (sea lamprey)
Lineage: Eukaryota; Metazoa; Chordata; Hyperoartia; Petromyzontiformes; Petromyzontidae
Gene: IPO13
Product: importin 13
Biological process (GO): protein import into nucleus
Cellular component (GO): cytoplasm
Molecular function (GO): small GTPase binding
Source: RefSeq, a predicted model, not a curated record